CAGGCCGCAUGGCUCUCACAAUUGACACGUCCACAAAGCAGAAGGAACUGACACAGACACCACUGCUCAAGAUAUGGGUGCCAUGGAUGGGCAACAACUUGAAUCGCAGGAGAGGAUCAUCAGUACCACAGCUUUGCAACUCCCCCACCAUGAUAGUGAUGGUGGGACUGCCGGCCAGAGGGAAAACCUACAUCUCAAAGAAGCUCACCAGAUACCUCAACUGGAUCGGGGUUCCUACCAAAGUGUUUAAUGUGGGUCAGUACCGUAGAGAGGCCGUCAAGACCUACAAAAACUUUGAAUUCUUCAAACCUGACAAUGAAGAGGCCAUGAGCAUCCGCAAGGCUUGUGCAGCGGCUGCCCUUAAAGACGUGGCAGCUUACUUCUCAAAGGAACAGGGUCAAGUAGCCGUAUUUGAUGCCACCAAUACCACAAGGGAGAGGAGGGCUGUCAUAUUGAGCUUUGCCAAGGAGAAGGGCUACAAGGUGUUCUUUGUGGAAUCGAUCUGUGAUGACCCAGACAUUAUUGCAGAGAAUAUAAAGCAAGUGAAAUUUGGGAGUCCGGAUUAUGUGGAUCGCGACACAGAUGAAGCGUUGCAAGACUUCAUCCAACGCAUUGAGUGUUACAAGGCAACCUAUGUGUCUAUAGAUGAUGAGAAAGACAGGAAGCUCUCCUACAUAAAAAUCUUCAACGUGGGGAGUAGAUACCUGGUGAACCGGGUCCAAGACCACAUCCAGAGCAGGAUAGUCUACUAUCUGAUGAAUAUUCACGUCACGCCACGCUCCAUCUUCCUGAGCCGUCACGGAGAGAGUGAACUCAACUUAUUAGGUUGCAUCGGUGGAGAUUCAGGCCUCUCCCCCAGGGGCCACAAGUAUGCUAAGGCCUUAUCAGCCUUUAUCAAGGGCCAGAAUAUCAAUGACCUGAAGGUGUGGACCAGUCAUAUGAGAAGGACCAUCCAGACUGCAGAGGCUCUGGGAGUCCAGUAUGAACAGUGGAAAGCUCUCAAUGAGAUUGAUGCUGGUGUAUGUGAGGAGCUAACCUAUGAGGAGAUUCAAGAAAAUUUCCCAGAAGAGUUUGCACUGCGAGACCAGGACAAGUAUCGUUAUCGCUACCCCAAGGGUGAGUCAUAUGAGGACCUCGUUCACCGUCUGGAGCCCGUCAUCAUGGAGCUGGAGAGGCAGGAGAACGUUUUAGUAAUCUGCCACCAAGCUGUAAUGCGUUGCCUGCUGGCCUACUAUCUAGAUAAACCUGCCGAUGAGCUGCCAUACCUAAAAUGCCCUCUUCAUACGGCGCUCAAACUCACACCAGUAGCCUAUGGGUGCAAAAUUGAGCAGUUUUACCUUAAUAUCGAAGCAGUCAACACACAUAGAGAAAGGCCUGUGAAUGUCGACAUCAACAGAAACCCAGAGGAUGCCCUGACGACUGUUCCUGACCACGUAUGAAGGCUGACUGGGAGACAUGGACUCUUAUUACAUGGGAUAAAACCCUAUUUACUGAUUUAACUUUUUCUUCCAACUAAUACAACUUCAAUUCAGUGUAUACCUUUUUGUAAGAAAAGUUAAUGGCAUGAGGGGUUGGAAGCCCAAUAAGAGAAGAAAGGUGAAGACAAGGGAGAGCCUUGAAAAUUGACCUAUCCUUUUGCUCACACACAGUCUCUGUGAAAUGGUCAACUAAGGACUCAUUUCUGUUUCACAGAAAAGGAUGAACUCCAACCUUGGGGUAAAAAGGUGUAUUUUUGGCAUGUUUGUAUAAUGUUGACUGUGUCUGACUGUAAUUUCCUUUCCAUACACUUGAAAGGUGUUGUAUUUUUUUGUCAAUUUUGCUAAAAAAAAGAAGAAGUGAUUGUGCAAUGCAUUGAGGUCAAAAGACAAAGGGAAACAUGAAAUAAUGUACUUGAUUGUGGCUGUUUCUUUAGUGGGGCCUGCAUCCUUGAUACUGACGUAAUUAACCCGCAAUAUGUUUUUUCGGAUUUAAUUAUUUUCCAAGGGUAAAAAAUCAGCACCAUGGAUAGAACUCAAACGUGUGUGUGUGUGUGUGUGUGUGUGUGUGUGUGUGUGUGUGUGUGUGUGUGUGUGUGUGUGUGUGUGUGUGUGUGUGUGUGUGUGUGUGUGUGUGUGUGUUUGGAAAGGGGUAGGCUCUUAAGAUUGUAUCUGUAGGCUCUGUACCUUAAAUAAGAUGCCUAACGCCAACUACAACAAAUGGGUUUGAGUACAUACAGGAAAUAAAAAUCAAAUGACAA
Lampris incognitus (smalleye Pacific opah) is the source of this 2236-nucleotide messenger RNA. It is a transcript of the gene pfkfb1, whose product is annotated as 6-phosphofructo-2-kinase/fructose-2,6-biphosphatase 1. Gene Ontology annotation, biological process: fructose 2,6-bisphosphate metabolic process; fructose metabolic process. Gene Ontology annotation, molecular function: ATP binding; 6-phosphofructo-2-kinase activity; fructose-2,6-bisphosphate 2-phosphatase activity. Gene Ontology annotation, cellular component: cytosol; 6-phosphofructo-2-kinase/fructose-2,6-biphosphatase complex. Lineage: Eukaryota; Metazoa; Chordata; Actinopteri; Lampriformes; Lampridae. The transcript is spliced from 14 exons. The record is from RefSeq and is a predicted model, not a curated record. The coding region runs from base 9 to 1439 and encodes 476 amino acids.